Ophidiomyces ophidiicola is the source of this 1179-nucleotide messenger RNA. RefSeq lists its product as uncharacterized. NCBI's taxonomy places the organism in Eukaryota, Fungi, Ascomycota, Eurotiomycetes, Onygenales, Onygenaceae. The transcript has a single exon. Gene Ontology annotation, biological process: protein import into peroxisome matrix, docking. The record is from RefSeq and is a predicted model, not a curated record. Gene Ontology annotation, molecular function: signaling receptor binding. Bases 1 to 1179 code for a protein of 392 amino acids. Gene Ontology annotation, cellular component: peroxisomal importomer complex; peroxisomal membrane.
AUGGCGGACACAAAGAGGCCUUCUAUUCCUAGCUGGCAGCUUGCUGCAAAGACUGAAUCCAGCUCCCAGGAGGGUGAGACUACAGCACCGAAACCCGCCUCGCCGCCGGACGAAGCGACUUUACUUGACCAAGCUUCCCGAUUUUUGCAAGAUGAAUCUAUACGCGACGCACCUACCGACAAGAAGAUUGCAUUCUUGGAAUCCAAAGGCCUAAAAAAAGAGAUUAUUCAAAAGCUCCUGGGCGAGUCUGUACCGGAGGUCAAGCAACAAGAGCCCAUUGCCAACGUUUCGAGAUUAGAAGAGGUGCCGCUGCCCGAGAAACCGGCCCCCUUUCCUGCAGUAUCACAGCAAGCCUCUGCACCUGUUCGAGACGUUCCUCCUAUAAUUACGUAUCCCGAAUUUCUCGCUCAAGCCCCCAAGCCACCACCACUCGUUAACCUACGCACCGUUCUAUACACCCUCUAUGGCGCCGCUACUCUCGCAUCCACCAUGUACGGCGCGAGCGAAUUUCUCAUUAAACCAAUGAUCGCAUCUCUUACAGAAGCCCGACAGGAACUCGCAGAGACAACAAAGCGAAACCUCUCCACGUUAAAUGACAAACUAGAAAAGAACGUUUCUACAAUCCCACCAUCAGCCAUCACAAUCAGAAGGACAGAGCCUUCAGAGGAGGAUGAAGAAACAGAUUCCAUCACCUCUGACCCAACGGAGCUCUUUCACCGAGACAUUGCAACUCAAACCGGCCCCGAAUUAGAAAAACUUCCUACUGCCCAGCCGUCAACGUCUGAACCGGUGGAUGCCCGCUCAGAUGCUGAAAAGGCACUGGAUAACCAUGUUUCUCGAAUAAAGUCCCUAUCGUCUCAACUACACGACGUUCUCUAUUCAGAAACACAAACUGAUUCUUCGUACACGAAUACAAAAGAUCGACUCUCCGACUUGCAAACCUACCUUGAUAGCUUGACGUAUAGUUCGCCAGCUUAUUUAAGUUCAUCAUUAUAUGGUGCGUAUGGUGAUGACUCUAGGGAUGGCAAGUCCGGCAUGUCAAACGGAGAGGCCGAUGCUAUUUCUGCAUUUCGAGCAGAGGUUAGAAGUGCCAAAGGUGUAUUGCUGAGUGCAAGGAACUUUCCGGCAGGGAGCCGAGGAACUGUUCGUGCCUUGGCUAAGGGUUCUGCAGCUUCUUAA